Messenger RNA from Acanthamoeba castellanii str. Neff, 939 nucleotides. RefSeq lists its product as uncharacterized. The transcript is spliced from 6 exons. The record is from RefSeq and is a predicted model, not a curated record. Bases 1 to 939 code for a protein of 312 amino acids. NCBI's taxonomy places the organism in Eukaryota, Discosea, Longamoebia, Acanthamoebidae.
AUGAAUGGCGGCGGGAAGAAUUUCUGCGUGGCGCUGUUCAUCUUGUUCAUGCUCUUCAUCGUGUACCACGUCACAACCACAUUCCAUCGACCCACUAUCCCCGCCACGCCAGCAGAACUGCUCAAUUCGGUAGAGGGCAACCCUGCCACGAUCGAUGAGGAUUACAGCGAUAUCGAUGUGCGAGACGACGAGGAAGAGGAACAGGAAGAGGAACUCUCGGACGAAGUCACCGUCGACGUGCGAUUCAUCGAGAUCGAAGAUCUGCGCACCUGGAAGCACUACGAGAGCAUCGAGAUCAUCCGCAACUCGCCGUGGUGGAUUCCCGCCACGCCGUGGCUCGCCAACGUGCCCCAGGGCUACAGCGACCUCUACAAUCCCAUCGUCAUGCACAAGCUUCUGUGGCUGCGCGAUCUCUCUGUGCUCAACCCGUUCAAGACCAAGUACUUCGUGUGGCUCGACUCGGGCGGCAUCUGCACGCCCCGCAUCAACCCCGACUAUGGCAUGUCCAUUCCCGACUUCAAGACCAAAGUCAAGCACUACUUGGACCGAUUCUUCAUGGCGGUUACGCCCUACGCGAUGAGCCACGAGCUCCACGGCUGCUACCGCGAGGCCAUGCAGAAGCUCACCUUUGACCAACCGCCCUGCUUCAUCACCAAGGGCUGGACGAUGGGUGGACAAAGGAAGUCCCUCGAGAAGGUGUCCGCCCUCUACGAGUACAUCUUGAACAAGACGCUCGACCUUGGCUGUUUGGGCACAGAGGAGACGCUCCUCACCAUGGCCUACUACCGCCGGCCCGAUCUCUUCCACGUCCACCACAACCUCGAGGACCGAUCCCUCCCCUUCGGCCCCGGCGGUGACGUGUGCCACGUCAUCUGGCCCGGCAUGCCUCCCCAGGGUCCUCCGGAGACUCUCGCAGAGAAGUUUGAGUUGGUAUCGUAG